Molecule: messenger RNA, 885 nt
Organism: Acanthosepion pharaonis
Lineage: Eukaryota; Metazoa; Mollusca; Cephalopoda; Sepiida; Sepiidae
Source: the annotation of a GenBank genome assembly
AUGCAUCUUUCUCCAACUGCAUUUGUCUUGCAUGGUAAAGAAAACCUCUUUAUUCAAAACCAGCACAAAAUCCGUCAGCGCGUCCACUCUAAAAGUUUUUUUCAUUCCACACGUGCUUUUCUUGCUUUCUUUUUUUCUUCCUUUUCCUACAUCUGUGAUGAAUAUUUUAAUCCCACACCUUAUUUAUUUCUUUCUUUCAACACCUAUAAAAACUCCUCCACGGUGAAAAAUACUCCACAACAUUUUCUUUCUUUCAACCUCUGUAAUAAAUGUUUUCAUUCGACAUUUUCUUUCUAUCUUUCUUUCUAUCUUUCUUCCAACUUUCUUUCUUUCUUUCUUUUUUCCAACAUGUGUAACAAAUGUUUUCAUUCGACAUUUUUCUUUCUUUCUUUCUUUCUUUCUUUCUUUCUUUAUUUCUUUCUUCUUUUCUUCUUUCUUCCAACAUCUGUAAUAAAUAUUUUCAUUCGACAUUUUCUUUCUUUCUUUCUUUCUUUCAACGUCAUUUUCUUUUUUUCUUUUUUUUUCUUUCUUUCUUUCUUUCUUUCUUUUCUUCUUUCUUCCAACAUCUGUAAUAAAUAUUUUCAUUUUUUUCUUUCUUUCUUUCUUUCUUUCUUUUCUUUCUUUCUUUCUUUAUUUCUUUAUUUUUUCUUUCUUUCAACAUCUGUAAUAAAUUUUUCAUUCGUCAUUUUCUUUCUUUCUUUCUUUCUUUCUUUCUUUCUUUCUUCCAACAUCUGUAAUAAAUGUUUUCAUUCGACAUUUACUUUCUUUCUUUCUUUUCUUCCAACAUGUGUAACAAAUGUUUUCAUUCGACAUUUUUCUUUCAUUCUUUCUUUCUUUCUUUCUUUCUUUUCUUCUUUCUUUCUUUCUUUCUUACAACAUCUGUAA